AUGUCGGCCUCUCCCCCAGAAACGGUAUGUGUUGAGAGCUCCAAUACUCGCGUACCAGACGAAGAUGACGUGGACGAACUUCGUCUUUUCCAGCUCCACAGUGUCUCCGCGGUCAUAGACGACAACCUCGAGAACAAAAUUUCAGAUCACCUUCAACAGUUAGAAGAUGAAUGGCAAGACGACCCAGUCAACCCCAGGAAUUGGACUCCAGUCAAAAAAUGGACAGCCACUACAAUCCUUGCGCUCUAUACUUUUGUGACUCCGUUAGCAAGUUCUAUUAUGGCACCUAGUUUGCCCGACCUGGCCAUAAAAUAUGGCAUAACCGAUCCAACGGUCACAGCGUUGACUCUCAGCAUCUUCCUUCUGUCAUUCGCUAUUGGCCCUUUAUUUGCCGCACCCUUGUCCGAAGUAUAUGGUCGUGUGUGGGUCCUCCACUUAUCGAACCUCUUCUUCCUCGUGUUUAAUCUUGGCUGUGCUUUCGCACCCAAUACUUCAUCUUUCCUCGCAUUUCGGUUUCUUGCUGGUUUCGUGGGGAGUGCACCGGUAGCAAUCGGCGGAGGUGUCGUUAGCGACCUCUUCUCCGAAUGCGACCGUGCCUCCUGCUAUUUCACACUCGUCUCGCCAGGUCCUGUUGUUGGGCCCGUCAUAGGAGGCUUCAUUGCAGAAUUGGCCGGUAUACAAUAUGAUUUCUAUGUCGUCGUUGCGAUGUGUGGUGUCGCAGCAGUGAUCGGUAUUCCUUUUUUAAGAGAAUCCUAUGCACCAGUAAUCAGGCUUCGUCGUCAAAAAAUGACAAGAGAUGUCGAAAAGCCAACCGAGAAAUAUCCUGUCCUCACCGCGCCCCACAUGAAUAAAUGGCUUUACUUAUGGAUCAAUCUCAAACGACCCGUUAUACUUUUGACCCGGAGUUUUAUAUGCUUCAUCCUCAGCUUAUACGUGGCUCUGAUUUAUGGUAUCUACUACUUAAUGUUUGCCACGUUUCCAACUCUCUUUUCGGAAGUAUACCAUUUCGAUAUCGGAAUCGGAGGUCUGGCAUAUAUUGGACUUGGUGUUGGAUUUAUAUCCGCCGCCAUCUUUGGCGCCAAACUUUCUAACAAGAUAUACCUACACCUCGCUGCAAAAAAUGGAGGAGUUGGUAAGCCAGAGAUGCGAGUGCCCGCUCUGAUAUUUGGUUCGUUGUUCGCCCCUGUGGGACUACUUUGGUAUGGCUGGUCUGCCCAAGCCAAGAUUAACUUCAUUAUGCCCAUCAUCGGUACUGCUAUUUUUUCGUUCGGAUUGAUGACAACAUUCCUCCCUAUUCAACUAUACCUCGUAGACACAUUUACCUAUGCUGCAAGUGCAACCGCAGCAGCUUCUACGCUCCGUUCCCUGCUUGGCUUCGCUUUCCCUCUCUUUGGACAACAAAUGUUCGCCGUACUCGAUUAUGGGGGAGGCAACUCCCUUCUUGCAGGUCUUGCCAUUGUCAUCGGUAUACCAUUUCCCAUCUGGAUAUAUUACGCUGGCGAACGUAUGCGUGCAAAGAGCUCUCUAACUCGUUGA
This is a messenger RNA of Suillus subaureus, 1536 nucleotides long. Its product is annotated as multidrug resistance protein 4. Gene Ontology annotation, molecular function: transmembrane transporter activity. The coding region runs from base 1 to 1536 and encodes 511 amino acids. The transcript is spliced from 12 exons. Lineage: Eukaryota; Fungi; Basidiomycota; Agaricomycetes; Boletales; Suillaceae. The record is from RefSeq and is a predicted model, not a curated record. Gene Ontology annotation, biological process: transmembrane transport.